CGUACGUUAAAGUAUUCAAAGGUAAUAUUUGUCAAUAUUAAAACUCUUGUGGGAUAAACUGGCAGAUUCGUGUCGAUGUGAAUUUUCUCUGACGGCCGGCGAUCAGCUUUACACGAUAAAGGAAUUUCACUCAAGUAUACCAAAAUGUUGUGGCAACCCUUAAACCUGUCGGACGUAUGUCCACCCAAUGCGCAUAUGGACUCCUGUACAUUGUUCGGAUAUGUGUAUCUGAACCUGUUGGUUAAGUUGUACGGUGGAAGUCGUGACAAGGUCUCCCCCGAGACUCCUCGUCAGGAGUACGACUUCAUAGUGGUGGGCGCCGGCUCCGCUGGCUGUGUGGUAGCCAAUAGACUGACGGAAAACCCCAAUUGGAAGGUGCUGUUGUUGGAGGCGGGUGGUCGUCAACCGGAUGUGACUCUGUCACCAGCACUCUCCACGGCUCUACUCGGCUCUAAUAUAGAUUGGAAUUACUCCACGGAACCCAACGGCAAGAGUUGUCUCGCUCACCGCAAUCAAAGAUGCCCUAUGCCCAGAGGUAAAGUGUUGGGUGGAUCAAGCACUAUCAACUCCAUGUCGUACGUCCGCGGGAACAGAGUUGAUUAUAACCUCUGGCAUGACCUUGGAAACCCUGGGUGGAGUUAUCAUGAUGUUCUUCCAUUCUUCAAGAAAUCUGAAAGGAAUGUUAACAUCGAGGCUCUGGAUGCGGUCUAUCACGGUGUCCAAGGCGAGCAAUUCGUGGCUCGAUACCCGUACAUAGACACACCACCCCUCAUGCUGACGGAGGGGUACACUGAAGGAGGCGCCCCGCUGAGGGACUUCAACGGAGCCUUCCAGGAAGGAAACAACCAGGCACAAGCGUUCAGUGUUCAAGGAGAGAGAGUUUCAACCAACACGGCCUUCCUACAACCCAUCAUUGAAAAGAGACCAAAUCUCGUGGUUAAAAUCGAAUCGGAGGUAGUUAAAAUUCUCAUAGACGAUAAGAAUAGAGCUUACGGGGUUGAUUAUAUACAAAAUGGCAAAAAAUAUACUGUUUAUGCGAAAAGGGAAGUGAUUGUUAGCGGGGGAUCUAUAAAUACACCAAAAUUAAUGAUGUUAUCCGGCAUAGGACCGAAAGAACAUUUGCAAGACUUGGGUAUACCGGUCAAAAAAGACUUGCCCGUGGGCAGAAACCUUCACGAUCACGUGACCUUUAACGGAAUGUUGCUUGCGUUACCGAACAGAACAUCGACUCUGGUCAGUAACGAGGAGAUUCUCCAGGCUGUGGUAGACUACCACGACAUGGAUAUCAAGGGAGGCCCGAUGUCAGCUAACGGUCCCGUUAACUCUAUAUGCUUCAUUAAAAGCCAGCCUGACUUGAUAGCACCAGAUCUACAAUUCCAAGUAGAUAACAUCCACAACUGGAGGCAGUAUAUUGAAGAUCCGAUACUUUAUGAGGAGGUGGCGUUCCUGCCGACAGCAUUCUAUGACGCCGUGGUUAUACGGCCCAUGAACUUGGUACCUAAAAGUAGAGGAUAUGUUUUGCUCAACGCGACCGACCCCCACGGAGCUCCUCUCAUACAACCGAACUAUUUCGCUGAUCGUCGCGAUCUAAUACCAUUACUGUACGCAGUCGAAUUUCUUCUGAGUCUCGAAAAAACACCAGCGUACAGAGCCAGAGGCGCGUACUACGUCCGUGAGCCUCUGCCCGCUUGUCGUGACUAUGAAUGGGGAACAGAAGCGUAUUAUAUUUGUCUGGCUAAAGAGUACACGUCUACCACCUAUCAUCCUGUGGGUACUUGCAAAAUGGGUCCAAAAGAGGAUGCAGAGGCCGUCGUGGACUCCGAGCUGAGGGUCUACGGUGUGAAAUAUUUAAGAGUCAUAGAUGCCUCCAUAAUGCCGGUCAUAAUUCGAGGGAAUACCAACGCUCCUACAAUGAUGAUAGCAGAAAGGGGAGUGGACUUUGUCAUACGACAUUGGAAUAAAAUACUUUCGAAACAAAAUGAUGAGGAUAAAUCUCUAUUAGAAUUAAUAAAAGAAACUUGA
This is a messenger RNA of Danaus plexippus (monarch butterfly), 2022 nucleotides long. RefSeq names its product glucose dehydrogenase [FAD, quinone]-like. The record is from RefSeq and is a predicted model, not a curated record. Gene Ontology annotation, molecular function: flavin adenine dinucleotide binding; oxidoreductase activity, acting on CH-OH group of donors. Lineage: Eukaryota; Metazoa; Arthropoda; Insecta; Lepidoptera; Nymphalidae. Bases 145 to 2022 code for a protein of 625 amino acids. The transcript is spliced from 5 exons.